AUGCCGCUCCGACGCAUGAAUUCUGGUGUCCUGUUGGCCAUCACGGGAUCCCACUCUCUUCUCUGGGGUGGGACUGCCCCCGGGCCGCUAAAAGCCUCGGCCUCCCAACAGUCUCCUAGGUGUGGCAAGUUUCUUCGGCUGCGAAAACGGCUGCGCAGCGCAUCUCCUGCUUCUGGUGUUGGAUCUGUGGUGAAGUGCUUUUUCAGAAAUAAGAGAAUGGACCCGACGCGGGGGUCACUAUCCCGAAUCAGUGACAAUUUCAAGUGA
Messenger RNA from Phytophthora infestans T30-4, 267 nucleotides. RefSeq lists its product as uncharacterized. The record is from RefSeq and is a predicted model, not a curated record. NCBI's taxonomy places the organism in Eukaryota, Oomycota, Peronosporomycetes, Peronosporales, Peronosporaceae. The transcript has a single exon. The coding region runs from base 1 to 267 and encodes 88 amino acids.